Carassius gibelio (silver crucian carp) is the source of this 4793-nucleotide messenger RNA. Its product is annotated as SLAM family member 9-like. The transcript has 6 exons. NCBI's taxonomy places the organism in Eukaryota, Metazoa, Chordata, Actinopteri, Cypriniformes, Cyprinidae. The coding region runs from base 118 to 1005 and encodes 295 amino acids. The record is from RefSeq and is a predicted model, not a curated record.
AACUGUGUAACAUACACACAGAGAAAGUGCAAGUGAAGUACGGGGUUCAAAACCAGUUGUGGGAGGACUGUUUUCAACAGAUGGUCUUAUUAGAUCAGACACUGAACAACUGAAGAAAUGUUUCACAUGUUUGUUUUGUUCUGGUUGUGCUGGUGGAGUCUGAUCAGUGUUUUUGUUGCUCUGAAAGAUGAAAUACAGUCAGUGUCAGUGAUAGAGGGAAAUUCUGUCCUUUUACCCAUGGAUGUUACUGAAAUACAAAAAGACGACAAUAUACUGUGGAAAUUUGGAGCUGGACGUAUUCUCAUAGCUAAAAUCAACAGACAUAAGAAAAACAUUUCCACAUUGGAUGGUCCUGACGGGAGAUUCAGAGACCGACUGAAGGUGGAUCAACAAACUGGAUCUCUGACCAUCACAAACAUCACAACUCAACACGCUGGAGAUUAUCAACUACAGAUAAUUGGUGCAAAAUGGUUAUCAAAAACAUUCAAUGUUUCUGUGUAUGGUCCUCUACCCACUCCAAACAUUACCAGAGAUUAUUCACAAAAUCUUUCAUCAUCAUCAUCUUCAUCAGAGCAGAAUUGUUCAUUGUUGUGUUCAGUGGUGAAUGUGGGUCAUGUGACUCUCUCCUGGUACAAAGGAAACAGUUUAUUGUCCAGCAUCAGUGUGUCUGAUCUCAGCAUCAGUCUCUCUCUACCUCUGGAGGUGGAAUAUCAGGAGAAAAACAGCUACAGCUGUGUGAUCAACAAUCCCAUCAGAAACCAGACCACACAUCUUGACAUCACUCAACUCUGUCACACACACCCAGCCUCAGUUUCUCUGACAGUGUUGAUUUCUGCUGCUGGAUCUCUGUUGAUUGUAGCUGCAGUCGUGAUGUGCUGCAUCUGCAGGAAAUGUAGAAAAACUGCAGUUAAGACACUGGAGGAAGACAAAACUGAUUCAUUAAAAUCUCAAAAACCGAAAUUAAAGGCAGAUGCUGUGUAUCAAAAUGUCCCCAAAAAACGAUGAUUAUACUGUAUCUACUGGAAAUGAUGCCAGACUACAUAUGGGACAACACCUAACUUUUGGCUUUAUUCACAUUUAUUCUCUGCAGUAUUUCUGUUCAGUCUUCACUCUUUGUAUCACAUCUUUUGCUGUUCAAGUGAUGUCUGCAUUUUUGUUUUAAUAUAGUGGUUCAUCAGUAUAUAGCAUAGCAUCCAAAAACUCAACUAAAAUGUGCUAUUUUGUGUUUAUCAUAUGGAAAUAAACCUAAUAUUUAUUGUUAAAUGUUAAUCACACCCAUUAGGUGUGCUGUCAUGUCAUUGUCUGCUAUUUACCAUUCUUGUUUUAUUCUUUUUGGAAGAAAUUAAACUGUAUAAUAAGUGUAUUGCAUAUUGGAUUAUAGUUUCAUACACAAUAAGCUCUGAUUGAUUAUUUGAUAAACGUAACACAAGCACUACAGUUCUCUCUGGUACUCCAAGCAGAAAAUCACAUCUCUCUAACAACAGCACAACUCACAUCUGAUACAGUGCAUUAUAGAUGUUGCCUGAAAAAAAAAUGUAUGGUUCAACCACUAGAUGACUGUAUGGCGGUUUAAUAGAUAUAGGCCACAUGUGUAUAGCUGUAGUCUAACCCACUAAAAUAAAUAUGUGACCCUGGACCACAAAACCAGUCUUAAGUAGCUGGGGUAUAUUUAUAUUUUUAGCAAUAGCCAAAAUAUAUUGUAUGGGUCAAAAUGAUAGAUUUUAAGUAAAGCCAAAAAUCAUUAGGAUAGGAUAUUAAAUAAAGAUCAUGAUCCAUAGAGAUAUUUGGUAAAUUCCCUACCGUAAAUAUAUCAAAACUUUAGAUCGAGUCAGUGCCUUGCAGUCUCUGUGUGACUGAGACUUCUCACCUGCUCACUGGCUCACCAGCUCACCAGCUAAUGCUCCACGCAUCUUGCUUGUUGCUGUUGUUGGCAAAUAAACUGUGUUCCACUUGCAACUGGAUUUUGUGUAAUAAUUGCAUGACAGAAUGAUCUGUCCAGUAUGGAUCCAGCAACUGUUGCGGAACUGAGAGACAUUCUCACCAACAGCAAAACUCGUUUUGCACAGCAGAGAGCAAAUCAUGGCUACCGGUCUUGUGGUGCAGGCACUUAUUACACAAGUCUCAGAUCUAACCACCCAGGUUUGACAGUUAAAGCUGAUCCUGCCCAACAGCCCACUGCGCUCAAUCCCCCGACUGUUUCACAGGUGGAUUUCACCAACUGGCCUGUUGAGCUCCAUCUACCACCUCCGACUGUCUACUCUGGUUAGCCCCUGUAAUGUCGUUCAUUAUUGACUACACGUUCUCUUCACAUGGCUCUCCAGCAUUCGUCUUUUCCCACAGAGGAUUCCAAAGUGGCUUUUUGUCAUCACUCUGCUGUCUGGACGAGCAGCUCUCUGAGGAACAAUAGUGUAGGAACAAGGGCAACAUUGUUGUUCAUCUUUCCAAUUAUUUUUGGAGGAACUCAGGAAAGUGUUUGAUCAGGCUGCAUCUGGCAGGGAGGGGGCGAGGGAACUGGCUGAGUUACGUCAAGGAGAUCGAUCAGUUACAGAUUACUCUAUCAAGUUUUGCACAUUGGCAGUGGAAUGUAAAUGGAACCAGGAAGCUCAGUGAAACAUGUUUAGGCAUGGGUUGGCCAACCAUAUAGUAAAAAUUUACACUCUGGAAUUCCCCACUUCACUAGACGGACUGAUCGAUCUGGCCAUCUGAGUGAAGACUAAGUUACAUCAGCACCGAUUCUCAGGUAUGGUGGAGAAGACAACCUAUCAUCGCUUCGAUCCUGAACCCAUGCAGGUGGGCAGAGCUCACCUUUCUUGAGAGGAGAAGGAGAGGCACUGGAACCAGUGGAUCUGCCUAUACUGUGGUACUGCUGGUCACAUUGUAGAGCAGUGCCUGGUAAAAACAAGAGCCCAUCAAUAAGAAGGAGGCUACUGAUGGGCGGAGUCACCAUUCAAAAGUCCUCUUCCAUCGUAACUAUGAUCCCGGUUCAACUGCAGAGGGGCCAGGACUUGUAAAGCCUUAGUGGACUCUGGUGCAGAGGGCAAUUUUUUUGAUUGCAGGACAGCACUUAACCUGGGUAUUCCUGCAGUUUCACUUAAUCCACACAUCUCAGUCAGUGCCCUCUGCGGUCAGUUGCUGCCACCCAUCACUCAUGUCACUGAGUCAGUGAGUCUCAUCACUUCGGACACCACACUGAGACUAUUUCUUUUUAUUUGACUGAUUCUCAAUUGGCUUCUGUGGUUUUGGAUCACCCUUGGCUAGUGUUACACAACCCCAAUAUAAACUGGCACCAGAGCAUAGUCUCAUCCUGGAGUGAAUAUUGUCAUGCAUUUGUUUGUUGUCUGCUUGCUCUUCUAUGUCUUGUUCUGUGUUACAGGAUGAACAUGUGGAUCUGUCAAAUGUACCCACUGAGUAUCUUAACCUGAAGGGACUGUUCAGUAAGUCCCGGACUGCUUCGUUGCCUCUGCAUCGAUCUUAUGAUUGUGCAAUAGAUUUAUUGUCAGGUAGAAGGCCAAAAAGCAGAUUAUACUCACUUUCCGUACUGGAAAAGGAGGCCAUGGAGAAAUAUAUUUCUGAUUCUCUGACAGCCAAGAUCAUCUAUCCUCUUUUUCCUGCAGGCAUGCAAUUUUUCUUUGUGGAAAAGAAAGAUGGUUCCCUGCAUCCUUGUAUUGACUAUCGAGGGUUAAAUAGUAUCAUGGUAAAGAAUACCUAUCCUCUGCCAUUGAUGUCUUCAGCCUUCUAGAGUCUGCAGGGUGCUUCCUUUUUCACAAAGUUGAAUCUUCGCAAUGCCCAUAAUUUGGUCCGCAUAAGGGAUGGGGAUGAAUGGAAAACCGCUUUAAAUACCUUCAGGGGGCAUUUUGAGUAUCUUGUUAUGCCAUUCGGGCUCUCUAAUGCUCCAGUGGUUUUCCAUAUGGUUGAUUCUUUCCAGGAACAUGUUCAGUGUGUCAGGGUAGCGCUUCAGAGGCUGCUAGAGAAUGGGCUUUUUGUCAAGGCGGAGGAAUGCAUUUUUCAUGCACAAAAGUUUAUUUUUUUUAGGGUACAUCCUGUCAUCCAAGGGAGUACACAUGGAUCCCAACAAGGUUCAGGCUGUGGUAGAUUGGCCAACUCCGGGUUCCCGCAUGGCCCUGCACAGGUUUCUUGGCUUUGCAAAUUUUAACCAGCAUUUAAUUAUUAGCAAUUACUGCCAGCUGUAAGCUGAUGGUAAGUUUCACCCAUGUGCGUAUUAUUCUCAUCGUUUGUCUGCUGCCAAAUGUAAUUAUGACACUGGUAAUAGAGAGUUGCUGACAGUUAAGCUCGCUUUGUAAGAAUGGCAUCAUUGGUUAGAGGGUUCAGAGGAACCUAUCAUAGUCUGGAAUGACCAUAAGAACCUUGAAUACAUCAGUUCUGUUAAAAGGUUAUAUUCUAGGCAGGCUCGGUGGGCCUUAUUUUUCAGUCUUUUUCAUUUUUCAAUUUUUUUAUCAUCCAGGCUCUAAGACCAGAUGCUUUAUCCCGUAUUUAAAAAAAAAAAUCUGAACGCCUGUUGUCUCCCGAGUCCAUCAUGCCAGAUGACAUUGUGGUAUUUGCAAUGCCUUAACUGAUGAUUACAAUCGCCAGAACAAGGUUCCUCUGGAUGCACCAGGAGGUGCUCCUAGGAGGAGGGGUACUGUCAUGGUUCAUGGAUCUGUGUGUUCGUUCUGCAUGUCUAUUUCUCGUUACCUGUCUGAUUGCUUUUUCAGUGUUGCUUAGGCAACCGUGGGGCUGAUGAACUAAUCAUCAUGGCUGCACCUGAUGCUUGUUCUGUCAAAUAAACUGUAAUG